Messenger RNA from Populus trichocarpa (black cottonwood), 912 nucleotides. RefSeq names its product 50S ribosomal protein L21, chloroplastic. Lineage: Eukaryota; Viridiplantae; Streptophyta; Magnoliopsida; Malpighiales; Salicaceae. The coding region runs from base 81 to 758 and encodes 225 amino acids. Gene Ontology annotation, molecular function: structural constituent of ribosome; RNA binding. Gene Ontology annotation, cellular component: ribosome. The record is from RefSeq and is a predicted model, not a curated record. Gene Ontology annotation, biological process: translation. The transcript is spliced from 5 exons.
CCAAGCUACCCAGCUUCAAAGCCAAAACUAGAGAAUAGCACAAAAGGGGGAGAGCUUUUUUCUGCUCUCACUUCUCCAAAAUGGCUGCUUCUUCUUCUACAGCACUAAUGGCUCUCUGUUCUUCGUUAACCACUCAAUGCAAAAUCUCCAAAAGCCAAAACCCUCCUCUCUCCAAAACCCUUUGUCUCUCUAAACCCAAUUUUGGGUCUUUCUCAAACACCACUAAGAAGCUCUCCUCUCCUCUUAUUUUCUCUAAAAGACCUACAUUUUUUGCCAGGCCCAAAGUCUCUGAAUCUGAAGCUCCUGUUGUUGAAGCAGAGACUGAAGUACCUGUGUCAGAGGCUAACCCUGAGCCUGCUGCCACGCAGAUUGUUGAGGUUGCUAAGGAAGAGCCAACUAAGCGUGAGGAGAUUUUUGCUGUUGUUAUGGUAGGAUCUCGCCAGUAUAUUGUUAUACCAGGGCGAUGGCUCUAUGUUCAGAGGCUAAAAGGUGCAAAUGUCAAUGACAAGAUAGUUUUGAAUAAGGUGUUACUUGUGGGAACAAGAACAAGUGCCUAUAUUGGAAAACCAGUGGUGACUAAUGCUUCUGUUCAUGCCGUAGUUGAAGAGCAGGGAUUAGAUGCUAAAAAGAUUGUCUUCAAAUAUAAGAGGAAGAAGAACUAUAGGAGAAAUAUUGGUCAUCGACAGCCAAAUACUCGGAUAAGGAUAACAGGCAUCACUGGCUAUCAAGACUUCCCAGUAUCUACUCUUGAUUCAUAAGAUUUCCCGCGGAGUUUUGGAUGAAUGCUUGAAGUUCAGCUCUUGAUACUUUGUGAAGUUGCUCUUUUACUUUUGGUGUUGUUGUAAUUCCCCUUAAAGGGCAAUGAUGUUGAAUUAUGAGAAUCGAUUUUGCAUAAAUGAAUUAUUUGCAGUA